AUGGCAGUCAAUAUUUUACUGGCACCUGAAUCACCUUCUUCUGAUCCUGCACAAUCUGAUCGUGUUAAACGUCCAAUGAAUGCAUUCCUCGUUUGGUCUAAAUAUGUCAGAAAGGAACAUUCUCAAAAACUAAUUUAUAAUCAAACAAUUGAUCAUGCACAAUUAAGCAAAGAAUUGGGAUCGAAAUGGAAAACAAUGCCCAAAGAAGAAAAACAACCGUUUUAUGAUAUAGCUGAACAUUUACGUGCACAACACAAACUGGAUUAUCCAAAUUAUCGAUAUCAACCAAAAAGGAUAAAAAAAUGCGCUCGUACACAUCCGUAUGAUGCAGAACAAUCAUCUGUUCUUUUACCACCGGUUCAAACUCAACCACCAUCACAUCCCUAUUUUCAAGUCUAUCCAGUUAGUUUACAAGAUUAUUCGUCACCAGAAUUAUCAACGUUAGAACAACGAUUAAAAGAUAGUUUACAAUCAAUAAAUCAAUCAAUAAUUCCUUAUAUUCAAAAUUAUCCAAUUAUUAUUGCACCAAAUUUAGAGGCAUCAAUAUCAACACCAUCCGCACAAAAAAUAGUACUUCAUCGUCCAUCAUCUCCUCGACUAACACGUAUUCAAAUAAUUCGAAAUCAAGAUCGUCUUGUACAACAACAACAACAAUCUCAAAAUUGUGUAGGAAUCGAUCAAACAUAUAAUUUAUAUGGAAAUGAACUUGUGCCUAUUUCACCAGUCGAUAAUUCUAAUUUUGUAUAUAAUGAGUCAUCGAUACAAUUGUCACCACCAGUAUCAAAUUAUCCACCAACACCUUGUUCAACUGGUCAAUUUUCACCUUAUGUUGAACAAAAACCUGAUUUUUUAACUUCAAACAAUAAUAUUUAUGAUAACUUAGCAAAUGUUUUAGAUUGGCCACCAAUGGCUGGAACAGAAAUUACUCCAACAUGGUUGUCAAAUGAUGAUUAUUCUUAUAAUACGCCAUUGAGUGGACAAGAAGAUCAAGAGGACUAUUUAUCAUUUCUCAAUUUAUGA
This is a messenger RNA of Didymodactylos carnosus, 1020 nucleotides long. The record is from the annotation of a GenBank genome assembly. NCBI's taxonomy places the organism in Eukaryota, Metazoa, Rotifera, Eurotatoria, Philodinida, Philodinidae.